Opisthorchis viverrini is the source of this 807-nucleotide messenger RNA. RefSeq lists its product as hypothetical. The transcript has 3 exons. NCBI's taxonomy places the organism in Eukaryota, Metazoa, Platyhelminthes, Trematoda, Opisthorchiida, Opisthorchiidae. The record is from RefSeq and is a predicted model, not a curated record. Gene Ontology annotation, molecular function: serine-type endopeptidase inhibitor activity. The coding region runs from base 1 to 807 and encodes 268 amino acids.
AUGGAUCAAGACUACCUGGCCUGUCCACUGGGUGUAUUAUUUCUUCUAAGUUCUAUUGUUGGAUCGCGGGCGGUUGGCGGACAAACUGGUGUGGAACUAGUUCGGGCACUACGACUGCGGUCACCAAUCGCCGACAACAGCCUUCAACUGGCAAUGUAUGAAAGCAAGCUACUCCAUAGAGAGUUGGUUGACGACUUGGUCGCUGAACAGUCGGUGGUUAAUCGUAAAAGGCUUGGCAUCAUCACCGUUUCGAAUGGAAUGUUUUUGAGGGAUGAUUACCGCAUGCGGUCGGACUUUCUUAGGAGUAUACAAAAUGACUUUCAAGUGACUGUUCAACAGAACACCCGUUUUUCUUUCAUUGUUGUCCUACCUACUGAACGUUGGGAAAGAACAUGGAUCGAUCGGAUGCUGACUGGGCAAUACAACAUCCGAGAUCUAGUGGCCGCGCAGCAACCCGAGGUCGUGUCAUUGAAAAUGCCAAAAUUCAGGAUGCAACAGACAUCCGAUCUAACUAGCGCGUUAAAAUCAAUGGGUGUGAUAUCCGUAUUCCAAAAAGGAGAAGCCGACUUUUCAGGCAUGACUGACACUAACAAUGUGCAUAUUGGUAUGGUGAAGCAGGGUGCUGUAAUGAGCGUCAACGAAAUCGGGGUUGAUCCAGCCGGAGUAACGGCGUCGAUAUCAGGAGCGUCAACACGACUGGAGCCAACUGUGGAGUUCAUAGUGGACCAGCCGUUUGUUUGUAUGAUUUACGACGAACAGCUUAAACUUCCUGUGUUUACCGCCCGCGUGAUACGACCACAGCUCUGA